Prosopis cineraria is the source of this 1719-nucleotide messenger RNA. Its product is annotated as guanylate kinase 3, chloroplastic-like. The transcript has 2 exons. Gene Ontology annotation, molecular function: GMP kinase activity. Gene Ontology annotation, cellular component: cytosol. Lineage: Eukaryota; Viridiplantae; Streptophyta; Magnoliopsida; Fabales; Fabaceae. The record is from RefSeq and is a predicted model, not a curated record. The coding region runs from base 77 to 997 and encodes 306 amino acids. Gene Ontology annotation, biological process: purine nucleotide metabolic process.
UCACCGUUAUAGCCAAAAAGUUUUCGAUUCUCUGCUCGCUUCUCCAGCUUACACCGAUUGUGUCCAUCUCGACUCCAUGUUUCGUAGGCUCUUUUGCACAUUUGUGGCCCCAUCCAAUCUUCACCAUCGUCGCCUUCUUCCGAUCUCUCACACAAACUUUCAGAAAGCCCUCCCUCUCGCCAAUCCCAUCCCUAAUUUGCUCACCGAAUCUUACGUCGUUGCAAGAUUUCAAAAUAUCAGAGCGUUCCCGCGAUUUUCUUCCUCCUAUUCACGAAUGGGUGAUUCCCGGCGGCCGUUGUCGGUUCCCAUUCCGGCCGUCGACAAAGCCGACAAGUCUGAGCUCCUUCGUGCUCUCGAAUCGUCUCUGGGUUCGUCGUUUAGCUCAGAGGCUGUGAUCCCAAAUCCGAUGCCAUUGAUAAUAGUAAUUAGCGGACCGAGUGGUGUUGGAAAGGACGCUGUAAUCAAGAAACUAAGGGAAGCUCGGGAGGGUCUUCAUUUUGUGGUCACUGCAACGAGUCGAGCGAAACGACCAGGUGAAGUUGAUGGAAAGGAUUAUUUCUUUGUGAGUAAAGAGGAGUUUCAAUCCAUGGUUGAGAGGGACGAGCUUCUGGAGUACGCGCUUGUGUAUGGAGAUUAUAAAGGUAUCCCAAAACAGCAAAUUCGGGAAUAUAUGGGCAAAGGGUAUGAUAUUGUGUUGAGGGUGGAUAUUCAAGGGGCUCAAACAUUGAGAAAAAUUCUUGGUAACUCGGCAGUUUUCAUUUUUCUUGUGGCUGAAAGUGAAAUGGCAAUGGUGGAGAGGUUGGUUGAUAGAAAGACAGAAACUGUAGAGUCACUGCUUGUGAGGAUUGCUACGGCUAGAGAGGAAGUGAAGCAUCUAAAGAAUUUUGAUUAUGUAGUUGUGAAUGCUAAAGGGAGGCUUGAAAAUGCAGUAACAUUAGUGAGUUCCAUAAUUGAUGCUGAGAAAGCUAAGGUCUCGCAAAGGAGUGCUGUAGUAUAGUAUAGGUUACUAACUGUUAUGAUUCUGGUUAUUAAGUUUCAGAUUUUGUGGGUAUGAGCUAUUUGGAGGAUACAAGGCUUUGCACAAAGAUUGUCUAAUACUUUUGGUAAACACAGCGAAAAUCAAUUGACAAAUCUGGUACUAAUGAGAUGUGUCUUGUCGGAGUGUUAAAUGGGCUUUGAUUUAUGUAAAAGGAUUUGAAGUUUUAUCCUAAAUUUAGAACUUAAAUCAACAAUGGCCCAUGUCUUCUGACCGUGAAAAAAAGCUACGAUAAGGCACUUGAAAAUAUUGGAUCCUUUGCAAUUAUGUAGUCAUGUAUUUCGAGAGAGAGAGAGGCAGCAAAAUAUGUUUCUGUGUAUCUGUUUCUUUUCUUCUCUUUAUAAUUAUCAUCUUUUAUCUUUUUAUCUCCUUUGCGAUUUGUUCCAUAUUCUCUGGCUAAUUCGUGUGUCCUAGUGCAUUUUUUUUAAGGGGGAAAAAAAAAAGGAGCAUUCUUCAACUUGCUGUGACUGUUCGUUUGAUGUGAACAAUUGAACAGAGAAUGCCAUAAAACCUGAAUUUGUGAUCUGAGCUCACUGUCAAUGAAAAGAACAUGGUUCCUUUUGGUGCUUUCCAACCAUUCGUUUCAUGUUUCUGUAGACAGAUAUUAUGUUGAUUGUUCUCACACUCCUGCUGCAACACCUAUUGUAGUCCAAUUUUUAGUUAAUGUUAGUUUCUUCCAUCCA